AUGAGCGCUUCAGAAGACGACCACAGAGACGCAAUGGCCACACAUGCCGGCGAGCUGCCGCCGCCGUACGACCUGGACGACCAGCAGCCUGGCAAUUUGCAGCUCCGCGGUGGCCCAAGUUCCACGCUCGUGCUCGACGGGUGCGAUGUCUACGCCAUGGACGCGCCCUCGCGGCCCCUCUACCGCCUCAGCAACCCGCCGUGCGAGGCCGGCACCAAGGUGUACGGCGUGCAAAAGGUGCGCUACCACAUCGUCGGCGGCCACAACGACGACAACGAGCCGCGCCUGCGCUCGCGCCUCCACCACAUCUACGACUUCCAGACAAAGUACUUUUACUCGCUGCGGGACCUGCGCUCGCCCGUCGUCGUCGAGGGCAAGACGAGCCGCAAGCGCACGUACCGGAGCGUCAAGGUGUCGGCCUCGGUGACGGGCUGGUCGGGCUGCGCCGCCGAGGACCACUUCAAGGCCGAGGUGCGCCUCGCGGCCCGCCUGCAGCGCGGCGAGGGCGGCGGCGCCCAGGUCCUGUGGCGCAACAUGGACGGCCGCGUCGUCGCCGCCGAGACGCGGCCCACGCGCGGGCCCGACGGCGUCGUCGACAAGCCGCCGCGCCUCGAGGUGCGCGAGCCGCUCGACGACAUGGACCUGGACCUGCUGGUGACGUGCUGGGCGGCGCGACUGUGGAAGGAGGCCGAGAAGGACCUGCGGGAGCCGCUCACUUGGGACAACUUCAAGAGAAUCGCCGGACAGAAGAGGAUGUUCGGCAACACACCCGCCCUGGGGAGCGGGGCUCUCGGACUGCUGGGAACAGCUGCCAUCUGA
Purpureocillium takamizusanense is the source of this 819-nucleotide messenger RNA. RefSeq lists its product as uncharacterized. Lineage: Eukaryota; Fungi; Ascomycota; Sordariomycetes; Hypocreales; Ophiocordycipitaceae. The transcript has 2 exons. The coding region runs from base 1 to 819 and encodes 272 amino acids. The record is from RefSeq and is a predicted model, not a curated record.